GCGCGCGCGCGCGCGCAAGGCAAGCCGAGACAGCUGGGUGCCGUUGCUCCAAGUGUCUCGUUUCGAGCAACGAUUUUUCGAUGGAGAGCCCAUCUCAGAAACUGCCUGGAAAAGCUGAAAGUGCUGGUGCCUCUAGGUCCAGAAACGUCAAGGCACACCACGCUCGGCCUUCUGACUAAGGCUAAGCGUUUUAUCAAGAGCCUGGAGGAGCGCGACAGGAAGCACUCGACGCAAAAGGAGCAGCUGUCGCGGGAGCAGAGGUUCCUGAGGCGCAGGCUCGAGCAGCUGACGGGCGGCCACCACGCGCACCACCACGGCGGCCACGGCCUGAGCAUGAGCGCGCCCACGGGCAGUUGCCACGCGAGCCAGGUCGUGAGCGCCUCGACGGCGGCGCUGCUCUCCAAGAGGCGCAGCGUGUCCGAGUGCUCGGUCGGCACGGCCUCGUCCACCGGCAGCUCCAGGAACUCCGACAGGGGCACUGCGGGCAGUCCCUCCGUCUCGGAAUCCGGUGAGUACAAUGAGACGAGACUCGAGCAUAUGGACGAAUCCGACGACUAUGAGGUCGACGUGAUUGGAUACACGAGCAACCAGUCGGACACCGAUGACCAUAGCAGCGUGCAGAGUAGCAGUGACAGUGGCGUUGCGAUGUCCACCUCCAGGCUCACCCUUUCCGAGAUGAUGGACAAUCUAUAGACGAGAAGACGGCGCGAGGGUGGCGGCAAGUGGGGUCAGGAAGAUAGUAACAGCAGCAGCAGUAGCAGCAGCAGCAGCAGCAGUAGCAGUACGUCGAAGCAACGCGGAAGGCCACGAAAGAGGACGCGCAUUGGCAACAUUAUCAGCAGCAAGUAGAAGACCUCCGAAACGACAUUGAAAGAGAGCGCAUCAGCGUCGUCCUGGACAUUAAGAAGAGCAAGAAAGCCACCCUCGCGAUCGAGAUAGAGUCCUUUUUUUUAAGAGGCUGAGAGGUAAAGAGAGAACAGGAAGAUCUCGCCUAUUCUUCUUCUUCUUCUUCACACGUACACAAAAAAAGAAAAAAAAAGUUUCAUGGACGAGAGUGAAAGAGUGCGAGAGUGAGAGCGUGAGCAAAGUAAGAAAGACUGAUUGGGAUUAUAGCAAACAAAAAGCAAGCCACGCGGAGCAUUAUAUAUGUGAAUUUGUACAUAUUUGAAAGAAAUGUCGAGGGAGGGGCGAAAUUUCGAAAAAUGGUAUAUUAACGGUUUUUUGAGCUUGUGGCGAUCCAUCAUCGAAUCAAAGUCGUGCAAUCUCCAAUGGGAAUAAAUACAGUCGUGUUUAAAGAAAGGAUGGCAGUUUGCAUGCGCGAAUGAAGUAGAAUGUGAGAGCGAGAGUUUGUUUUUUGUGCACGAAGUGACUAAAAAAAAAAAGGAAAAAAGACAGAAAAUAAGAAAAAGAAAAGACAGUUGAUUUGUUAUUGUACAAGCGAGGAAUCGAUACAUGCCAGUUGUUUUCACGCACGCUCGAAGAAAUAGAGAACUAACUUUUAAGAGUUGUACGUAAGGACAUAGAAAUUUAACCUCUCGAAAACACGAUUGCCUGUGGACAAAAAUAUUCGUCGUUUCUUCUGUUUUUAUUAUUCCUUUCUUGUUUUUUCUGUCGAGGCAUUCAUUUAAUCCCCGUUUUUUAAGUCCAUUCUGUGAGAAAUACUAAUGAAACCUCAUAGUUUAAGCGUUAGAAAGUAUUGCAACGGUUAUCUCCCUUUUUUCCAAAGUGAAUUUUUAAUGAUUUUUGUUCUGUCAAUCGUACUUUCGAUUAUUGUAACAAUACACGUUUGUCAAGCCAAGGCUUCUUUUUCUUUUUCUAAGAAGAAAAGACGUUUUGGCUUUUCGAUUUUACAGUGCAUCUCAGCACGACAAAUACACUAACAAACAAAAAUCGCGCAUUAUUAAUAUUAUUAUUAAUUAAUUAAGGUAAUAACGAAGAAGAAACACAUCUCGUUGCAUUCGAGAUAAAAAGUACAAAUUCUGUAAGACCCUUGUGUAAAACAUAUGCUUCAUCACCUGUUUUAGCGACCGACCUGUAGUUCGGCCUUUAAAAAAAAUGAUGCUCCGGUGUAUCAGAUAAAAAACGUGAGUGUGAGUAACGGACGAAUGCGGCUGAGUGGUCCAACAAAAAAAGUUGAGUGCUGACUGAUAAAAUUUUUUUUCUUUUUUUUUCUUUCGAAAAAGCCACUUUGAGCUGGAUAAAAAGUCUUUCAUUUUUUUUUUAAUUUUAAUUUUUAACUAACUUUAUGCGUUUGAAAUUCGAAAUCGCGAAAUAUGUUAUUGCUUUGGUAAUUUAUUUGUAAAAAAAAUAAUAACAAAUUAAUGCAUUGUCGUUUUCUCUCGACAAAAAAGUGAGAUAAAUAUUAGGCGUUUAUUCUUUUUAACUGAGGUCUUGAAGUCACGAAGAAGUGUAAUACAAAGUGAGAACGCGAGAGGAAGGAGGAUAGAGAGAGAGAGAGAGAGAGAGAGAGAGUAAGAGAGAGACAUUUUUUUUAUGGAAAAGGUCACGGAGUCGAAGCUUGCGAUGUAGAUUUUUAAGAUUAGAUAGACUGACAUAAAAAAAUUUACAAAAAAAAAGUAACGAGUGAUCUCUAAAUAAAAAAAAAUGUGUUGGUUGAAAGAAAGAGGAUCGUAGUGCAAAGUCGCAUAUGUGACGCGAAAUUCCAGAAAUAUCCGAAGAAAAAAUAAACAAUGUAAAUUUUUUGUGGCCAACGUCGAGGCAGUUUCGAUUCUGGAAUUUUUUUCUUUUUUUUUAUUUAUUUUAACGUAUUCACCCUCGACCGCUGAGUUUCAUUACGUCGAACUGAUUGAGUUGGUUGAGUUGGCAAAAAACAACAAUAAUAGAAAGGGGCGUGUUGUUGUAUCAAGAAUGCGCUUACACAUUGUCUGAAUGGAAGAACUUUAUUCAAACAAUCAUAUUGAUUGUUUUUUUAUUAACUAGCGGCGGUCGAUGUACACGUGGUUGGAAAAUACUCAUGGCAAAUAUUUUAUUUAUUCUUCGUGUUUUUUUAACAACUUAAGAGUUUUAUCACAUCACAGAUACUUAUAAGUAUUUUAAGGAGAGAUAUCGAGUUAUUGAAUUCGCACAAAACAUUCCUCGUUUGAAUAUAGGGUUGAAGGUUAACGGCAAAACUCUGGCGCGAGAAAAGCGAUUAUGAGUAAACAGAAUCGAGAAUGCCUCGGAUAAAUCUUCCGUUUAAUAAACUAACAGAGUUAAUUAUUCAAUUGAUAUGCUAAGCCAAGAAAGCAGAUUAAAAUCAGUGAAACAUUGAUCACAAAGUUCAAUGAAAUUUACAGAGUGCAAACUUCAAAGCACUCGGGGGAUUCAAAGUUUUUAAUUAAAUACCUUUUAGCUUUUAUUUACUGUAUAUCAUUUCUUUCGUUUUUAACUUUCUUAAUCACGCUAGAGGCCAGCUGUGUAAAUUUGACGUAUACUUUUUGUACGUCAUUCCAACAGUGCCACGUUUCUCUUUUUCAUAUUUUCUUUCCAGCCCGGCCAACAUCCCUUACUUUUCUGCUGUUGUAAAAUACAAUUUUUAAAUUGAAAAUAAAAUUUUCAUAAUUUGUUUUACAUUAAACGCUUGUAAAAAAUUUAUUUAGAAAUCUUAACGAAUUAUAGCAAUGAUGACAAUGUUUUUCUGAUAUACAAAAAAGUUCGUAUGUAAAAAAAAAUGAAAUCAUGUAAGAUGUUCCUUGUGUGCAACAUUUUUAUCUUCGUUCGGGUAUGAAGUAUUUCGGACUGAUGUAUAUAUAAAGUAUAUAGUAUUUAGUAAUUUAUUGGCUGAAAGUGAAAUUAGUUGCGGCGUGAAAUUGUAUUUAUGUACAUAAAAUUAUCUAAAUUUACUUAUAUCUAUAUUUAUUUAAUGCUAUGCGUUAUAGAUUUUGGACAACUGCAAGUAUUAUACAAACUUUUUUUGUUGCUCCUGGAAAACAUGCUACAAAUUUUAUAUGUCAAUGAACUUAUCUGCUUUGUUGGCUUUGGUAAACAAAAAUUAAAGGGAGUCGUCUGUUAAAUUUUAAUACAAAUAUUUAAAUUCAGAGAAAGUAGCGCCAAUUUAGUUGACUGUCAUUCGCUGUCAAAAAAUUACAUGUACUAAUCAAAAUGAAUAUAUCGGUCUCCGUAAAAUCGAUAUAUUCCGAAAUAUUUACUCUUCUUUAUGUUGAUAAAUGAAAUUCAUAAAAUUAUUUCUUAAAUGCACGAAAAACAGUUGCAAACGGAUAAAAAAUUGGUUCACUGCUAAGAAUAACGGGCGCAACAGCAAUACCUUUAGAUCGACGCAGUAUUUUAAAGCAGAUGUAACAAAUCGUUCUCGCGAAAAAAAAAAAACGAUUCUCAGAAGAAAAGACUUUUGUAACGAUUUUCGCGACCGAGAGAAGAAAAAAAGCAAAGUUUAAAAACCACUAAGUAAAUAAGCAAUGAUUUUCAAAGCCGCGCCACCGCUGAGGCACCGAGGACUCGGCCAAAUAGACUAAGAUGAAGCGCUUCGAGAAACAAAGUUCGAUACUUGGGGGGAGACGAUUUGGAGUGAAACUGAAACACUUCGAGGGGAGUCGUGCACAUCCGACGACUUGUUUUUUAUUUUUCUAACGCCACUAUCGGUCCACUUUUUUACGAAGGCUCAAAAUCCAGAAACAUAUAAAGUAGGUUUACAUCGAAUAGGGGGUAGGAAUAGAGGUGAUUACACAUUAAUGAUGGAACAAAGAAAAGAUGGUUUUUUCAAAAUACGGGAAUUUCAAAGUCCUCGAGUGCUCGGCGGUGUGCUACGUUUCCACGAUCUUUGGAUAGAAAAUACAAAUAACAAUGCUUGGUCGAUCGUUUUAGAGAAAAAAAGUGUUGCAGUCAUGGAGAAACUAAAAAAACUAACCAAGUAACUAAUGACAAAAUGGGUGUUAUUUUUCGAUGUCUAUUAGACUUAUCAGAAUCAGAAACUCAACCAAGCUUAUACGUAACGACUUGAAAAGUGAAAAAAUAACUGUAAGUUAAAACGAUGAUCACAAAAAAGAACGUUAAGGACGAGAUUUUCGAAAGCUGAUGCGUUAUAUAAAAGCGAUUUUUAAGAAACAAAAAAAUUUAGUCGUUCGGUGCAAUGAAGAACCACAAACCGGAAGUUUAACACAUAAAUAUUCACACGACACUGCAGUCUUUUUCUACUUGGCUUUUAUCGACGCACGCAAACAUUUAAAAAAAAACAAAGUUUCCGGUGCACCAAGACAUAAAAUGAUCCUUAAAUGUGUAAACGACAGGAUGGGAAAGAGAGUAUUCAAGUGAAGCAGACGAAAAAAAAAAUAAUAAUAUUACCAAAAAAAGUAAAAAAAAUAUAUGAUGAUGUCCAAACAAACUGCGUGCGAAGCGAUUAGCGCUCGUAAUAAACAAAAAAUAAUAAGUAUAAAUAAUAAAAAAACGUCUCGGGCCCCGAGUCGCCCCCUAUCCGCCGUCUACGAACAAUUUUUCCUCAAAACAUUUUGCUGCUUUAAUUGUUUAGAUGAGUACUAUAAAGAAUACUAAAAAAUACACAAAAAAAUAAUAAUGAACUACAAAUCGAGCGUAAAACGGGUAUGCACGGUCGUGAAUGUGUGUCUGCGUUUUGAUCGUCGCCUCGACCGACAUGUCUCUCCCUAUAAAUUAUCUCUUGAGAACUGGAAAAUAAACUAAAAGCGCAGGAGUUUCUCAAAAUUGACUGAUACGAAUUAUUAUUAUAGUUGUGUGUAUAAUUAUAGUUUUUAAGACGUUGAUGAAAGAAUGAAUUUAAUAAAGUUAACGUGACAUUUUAUCUGUAUUCUGUAAAGUAAAUGUUUUAAACCUGUGUAUUGUAAAGGACGUGGGAUUUCGCUUUGCCGGAUAAUAAUUGGUAGUCAGUACUUUCUGGAAAAUUCGUUCGCAAUCUAGUGUGUAAUAACACAUAACUUGGCAGAUCCUACCGAAUAUGUUUAUCAUUAUCAGUAAAUGUUAAAAAAUAUUUGUUAGAAUCUCGCCGAUGAGGGCCAAAAUUGUAUACAUUGUAUGAUUUGUAUGACAACGUAUUAUCGAAAAAAAUGAUAAAAAGAAAGAAAAACGGUGUCGAGCGCAUGUAUCUCAAAAAUUGGCUUUGUAAAUAUCCGUAUAAUGUAUAAAUACCCCAUCGAGAGCCUUAAUCAGGUGCUGAAAUCCUAAAACCGAAACUCCUGCAGCUGAGUGAAAGAGAGAGAGAGAGAGAGAGAGAGAGAGAGAGAGAGAGAGAGAGAGAGAGAACGAGAGGGAGAGAGAGAAAGAUAAAGAUAAAAAAAGGAUAUAAGGCACGGCGACAGACUACUUCGGAGAAAAAGUGCGGUCCUUUUCUCGGUCGUAGUUGAGCCACCGGCAGUAGUGGGGCCGUGGCUUUGGUCAGCCGAGACGGAAACGGAGAGAGAGAAACAGAGAGAAAGAGAGCGAGAGAGAGAGAGAGAGAGACGCGGUCGAGAGGCGAAAGAGUGAGAGUUGUGAGUAUGAGCAACCGCGAGAGGCUCCGGCACUAAGAGCAUUUAAUCAAUGGUAGAGAAUGCUUAGUGGAUAUUUAAAAAAAAAUUAACAAACAUUGCAUAAAAAAUGAAUUAAAAAAAAACUAUACUAGUUUCACGUUUGUAAACGGAUAACGUUGUAACUACGAUUUAAUGAGAAAAAGAAAAAUGAAUAUAAUGUUAUUAUGUAAUAUUAUUACGAACGAGUGGCUGGUCAUGAGUGAGUGAAAUUGUGUGUUACGGGCAGUAUAGCAAACACAAAUAUUAUACAACAAAUGAUACAUACAUUUGUAGAACAAUAAACGAGUAAAGGGUAAAGGACGAACGAAGAGACAGACAAGAAAACACAAAUACGUACACAGGUAACACUAAUACGUCAGACAUUUAUAACGCCCUGCGCGCGUUGCAUGAGGAAUCAAUUAGUGCGUCGAUGUGUGAAGGAUUCUUGUAAUAAGCAUAUAAGUGUGCGGAAGAUAUUUCUUUAGGUUUUGAUUUAUCAGCGAAUGAUGAUUUUUGAACGUCCAACUCGUAAAGAGCACAUAACGAUAAAGUAAUCAAUUACAAAAAACACUCAUUAAUAUGAUUUUAUUAAUAUAUAUUACGGUUAUUAUUAAUCGAUUUUAUCAUUAUUAAUUAUUAUUAACGAAACAAAGAUUAAGAAGUAACGGAAAAAACAAACAAAAAAGAAGACACAAGAGCGGUGCAAUGAAGAAUGUUAUAUGCGAGGGAGUGAAAAACACAAACAUUGACACAAAAAAAAUAAAAAAAGACACAACACUAGAUGUGAGCGAAAAUGUUGAAAAAAAGUGAAAGGGAUGACAGCCGAGAGAAAACUUAUUAUUGUACAUACGUUAUAUAAUUACAUGUGUACUCGUAUGACUGUCGCGAAUAUGACGAAGAGCAACUCUGUUCAUCGAACAUAAUUAAUGACAAUGGCAAUGAUUAUGAUGAUGAUGAUUUUCUCUGCUUAUGCGGAUUCAAAUAAAAUUUGUGUAUUAUUAA
Messenger RNA from Phymastichus coffea, 7475 nucleotides. It is a transcript of the gene Mad, whose product is annotated as max-interacting protein 1-like. The record is from RefSeq and is a predicted model, not a curated record. Gene Ontology annotation, biological process: regulation of transcription by RNA polymerase II. The transcript has 6 exons. Gene Ontology annotation, molecular function: RNA polymerase II cis-regulatory region sequence-specific DNA binding; protein dimerization activity; DNA-binding transcription factor activity, RNA polymerase II-specific. The annotation marks the transcript as partial. Lineage: Eukaryota; Metazoa; Arthropoda; Insecta; Hymenoptera; Eulophidae.